GUGUUUCCCUGUUCUAUAGAUGCCAAAUGUUUUACACAGAACACAAAGCCUAUUACUCAUCAUCCAGCUAAGGCAGGUGAGAGGCCAUUUCCAUGUUCUGAGUGUGGGAAAUGUUUUACAUAUAAAUCAUAUCUUGUUAGACAUGAGAGAAGUCACACAGGUGAGAAGCCAUAUUCCUGUUCUGAGUGUAGGAAAUGUUUUGCAACCAAAUCAUUUCUUGCUACACAUCAGAGAAGUCACACAGGUGAGAAGCCAUAUUCCUGUUCUGAGUGUAGGAAAUGUUUUGCAACCAAAUCAUUUCUUGCUACACAUCAGAGAAGUCACACAGGUGAGAGGCCAUAUUCCUGUUCUAAGUGUAGGAAAUGUUUUUCAUCGAAAUCACAUCUUGUUAGUCAUCAGAGAAGUCACACAGGUGAGAAGCCGUAUUCCUGUUCUGAGUGUGGGAAAUGUUUUGCAUGUAAAUCAGUUCUUGUUACACAUCAAAGAAGUCACACAGGUGAGAAGCCGUAUUCCUGUUCUGAGUGUGGGAAAUGUUUUUCAUCGAAAUCAGAUCUUGUUAGUCAUCAGAGAAGUCACACAGGUGAGAAGCCGUAUUCCUGUUCUGAGUGUGGGAAAUGUUUUGCACACAAGUCACAUUUUGUUGUACAUCAGAGAAGUCACACAGGUGAGAAGCCAUAUUCCUGUUCUGAGUGUGGGAAAUGUGUUGCAUGGAAAUCACAUCUUGUUAUACAUCAGAGAAGUCACACAGGUGAGAAGCCGUAUUCCUGUUCUGAGUGUGGGAAAUGUUUUGCACACAAAUCACAUUUAGUUAUACAUCAGAGAAGUCACACAGGUGAGAAGCCAUAUUCCUGUUCUGAGUGUGGGAAAUGUUUUUCAUCGACAUCACAUCUUGUUAGACAUCAGAGGAGUCACACAGGUGAGAAGCCAUAUUCCUGUUCUGAGUGUGGGAAAUGUUUUUCAUCGACAUCACAUCUUGUUAUACAUCAGAGAAGUCACACAGGUGAGAUACCAUAUUCCUGUUCUGAGUGUGGGAAAUGUUUUGUACGGAAAUCAGAUCUUGUCACACAUCAGAGGAGUCACACAGGUGAGAAGCCAUUUUCAUGCUGUGAGAGAAAUAAAUCCGCUCUUGUUGAACAUAUUAGACAUUACCCAAGUCCGGAACCAUUUACAUCUUCUGGAGUAUAAUUAUCACUGUCGUCCAAUGUUCCUCAAGGGUGAAUCCUAUCUCCCAUGCUUUAUAAAAUAUACAUGCUACCACUGGGUGAUAUAAUCAGACGUCUUGGGCUGGUCUACCACUGCUAUGCUGAUUACCUGCUUUUUGCUCCAUGUACUGAGAACCUAAUACCAAUCCUAUAUGGUUGUCUUGCUGAGCGCCAGGGGUGGAUGAUGCCAGUUGGCUGUGACUCAGUCUUUGUGAAACAUAAUAGAAGCUCCCGAACAAAGGACAAGACUACAGCUUUACCAACCAUCUGGAUUUAUGCUUUGGUGUUCAGAAUCGCAAAAUACUGAACAUGUGCUGAAUCUUUGUGUUGUCCUGGUAUGUGGCUGACACAGACAUCAGGUAUCCGCCACAUACAAAUCCACAUUCUUCCAUCUGUGGACCAUAGCCAGAAUCAAGCACUUGAUUCCCUCAGAAGUUCAUAGACUACUGCAAUGCCAUCUACCUGGGUCACCCAGCAAAAGAAUUACAGAGCUUGCAGCUAGUACAGAAUGCAGCAGCCAAGCUGUUACCUGACCAGCCCGUUCCUGCCUCAUAACACCCAUUCUCUACUCCCUUCACCGGCUGCCUGUAAGAUGGGAAAUCUAUUUCAUAAUUGGCUAACUGACCUUCCCAGCCCAACAUUACAUGGUCCAAGGUACUAGAAGCAGCUUCUGCCUCCUUACUGCCCUGCUUGCUUGCUUCUACAGAUGAAGGACUGUUACCAGCAGUACCAAGAAUCUCCUGUCAUUCAUUUAUGGGUUGAACGUUUAGCUUUGACCAUGGAACACACUGCCUUGCACAGUCCAAGAGGCCUCCACUCUAGAGACCUUCACAAGCAGACUGAUGACUGUUACUCACGCUUUUCAUUAAUGUACCUCUAUUUACUUCCUAAAUAAUACAUCCCAAAUGCUUAGGUCUUUUUUCUGCUGUUUAUUUUGUAUCUUGUGCUUUGUGUAAAUGUGAAUGUCUAAUACCAGUUUGCACAAUCUGUAUUGCUGCACGACAAUAUGGCGGCCAUUGGAACGUGUUUUCACUUCUAGUUUGCCUAACUUGUUGCAGACACUCAUCUUGAUAAGGAGUGUCGAGUGUUUUCUGAUACAAGAUCCUAUCCAUAUAUACCCUGUAUAUUACCAUGUGCAUUAGAGUCACCCGGGUUCCAUCUGCAGUGGUUUGUUGUAUGUUACAUCUAUAUGGUGCGGAGACUCCCCUGUAUGAUUUCAUAAAAAAAGCUUUUGUUUGCAUCUAAUUAUUACAUUAAAGCUUUUAUUUUUUAUUCUGUUUUAUA
This is a messenger RNA of Pseudophryne corroboree (corroboree frog), 2486 nucleotides long. RefSeq names its product oocyte zinc finger protein XlCOF6.1-like. Gene Ontology annotation, molecular function: RNA polymerase II cis-regulatory region sequence-specific DNA binding; DNA-binding transcription factor activity, RNA polymerase II-specific. The record is from RefSeq and is a predicted model, not a curated record. Lineage: Eukaryota; Metazoa; Chordata; Amphibia; Anura; Myobatrachidae. Gene Ontology annotation, biological process: regulation of transcription by RNA polymerase II. The transcript has a single exon. The annotation marks the transcript as partial.